Molecule: messenger RNA, 411 nt
Organism: Necator americanus (New World hookworm)
Lineage: Eukaryota; Metazoa; Nematoda; Chromadorea; Rhabditida; Ancylostomatidae
Exons: 3
Coding region: 1-411 (136 amino acids)
Source: RefSeq, a predicted model, not a curated record
AUGGAUGAUCCGACUACGGAUACGGGGGCUGCUAUCAAGGCGGGUGACGGUAGCGAGGAUCCUUACACGAUCCCAACCACUACGCUCCACCGCACCGCUUCGAGCAGAGCCGCUUGCGCAACUGUCCGUGCUUCAUGUCGUUUUGAUCCAAGUACAUAUCUGGUCGAUCGGCGCAUUGAGGGGCUCCAUCCCGGUCUCAAGAGCGACAUCGAAAGAUUCGUCAGUACUCAGGGUUCUCCAGUCUUCGAGACGCCUCAAUCCUCGUCAUCAGAAGAUUCGCCUUGGCCGUCAAUAAAUCAGCAACUGAAGGUCGAGCAAAUUAACUCAUCCAGUUCUACCACAUAUGCGAUUUCCAUAAAAAAUGGAGAAGUCACAGAUGAGAAAAUUAAGGAAAUUUCUGCAAGUGUAUAA